AGCGCCUGUGGAAUAAGACGCUUAAGUGAUCCACGGAACGGACGCGUCACUUCGCGUGGACGAUCCUAACAAUACUUUUUUUUGCAUCAUAAAUUAAAGGUGUGACAGGUUUUUUUUCUCCAGCGAGGAAAAGCUUUAUUCGUGGCUGUGCGUUUUUGUUUUCUUCCCCUCUCCCUGCCAGCUGACAGGACCCGACUGAAACUACAUCUCCAGGACUUUUUCUUUUUUUGGUCAACUUAGACAAAAAGAAAAGUCACCAUGGCAGAGACGUCAGCGGCUCCAGCCAAAGCCAAAAAGGCAGCUAAACCCAAGAAGAACGCUUCUCAUCCGAAGUACUCCGAGAUGAUCCGUGCGGCCAUCCUGCAAGACCAGAGCCGGAACGGUGCGUCCCGUCAGUCCAUCCAGAAGUACGUGAGGAAGACCUACAAGGUGGGCGAGACCGCCGACUUGCAGAUCAAGAUGGCCCUGAGGAGGCUGGUGGAAGCCGGCACUCUGUGCCACACCAGAGGCACCGGCGCGUCCGGCUCCUUCAGGCUGGCCAAAUCAGAGGGCACCAAGAAGAAGCCCCCCACCACCAAGGCGGCCGUGUCCCCCAAGCCGAAGAGGGCGGCCAAGCCGGUGCCCAAGCCCAAGAAGGUGGCCAAGCCCAAGAAGGUGGUCAAGACGCAGGAGAAGCCUAAGAAGGCGUCCCCUAAGAAAGUGAAGAAGGUGGCGAAGAAGGUGACGCCGGUGAAAGCCAAGAAGGCGCCGAUAAAGAAAGCCAAGGCGACCAAGACCAAGGCGAAGCCGGCGAAGAAAGCGGCCAAGCCCAAGACGAAGCCGGUGAAAAGGGCAGCAAAGACGGCGAAGAAGAAGUGAAAGGACACUGACAGAGAGACACAGUCACUGUAAAUACUGAAGGAAAUGUUUUCUUAUAUGUAUUAUUUUUGUAAGGUCCCAUGCAAACUUAUGCUCUUUUUACCAGUAGUUUUCUCUCCAUUGCACUAUAGCUUAAAGAUGCUGUAGAAACAUUUGUGACCAUUCUUAUUUGGCGUUAAUAAUAUUAUUAUUAAUAAUAAUUAUUAUUAUAAUGAUGAUGAUGAUGAUGUUACUCUGUCUGAUCCUUGGAUACUAUAGACUGAGGAUCUGGGGUUUUUUGCUGGUAAGGUAAAAAAAAGAAAUUGUAAAUACAGUUGAACUGAUGACUAGUUGUUAGUGCACGGGGUCACACUGGAAAUACACGUUUGAAUAGUGCGCAUUGUUGAGCCAUGACAAUGUACAGACUAUAGGCGGUGGAUGUCAGCGAGAUUUUUCCUAAAGGCUCCAUAGCUGCCAUUCAAGCUCCACUCUGUACAUUUCCUCAUACCCACCCCUCCACUGUGUUCAGUCACCUUUAAAGACUGUUUGUACCGCCACUCAUUAAACCCUCGUCAUCUUCUA
Molecule: messenger RNA, 1419 nt
Organism: Paralichthys olivaceus (Japanese flounder)
Lineage: Eukaryota; Metazoa; Chordata; Actinopteri; Pleuronectiformes; Paralichthyidae
Gene: h1-0
Product: H1.0 linker histone
Biological process (GO): chromosome condensation; nucleosome assembly; negative regulation of DNA recombination
Cellular component (GO): nucleosome; nucleus
Molecular function (GO): structural constituent of chromatin; double-stranded DNA binding; nucleosomal DNA binding
Source: RefSeq, a predicted model, not a curated record